Molecule: messenger RNA, 3727 nt
Organism: Poeciliopsis prolifica (blackstripe livebearer)
Lineage: Eukaryota; Metazoa; Chordata; Actinopteri; Cyprinodontiformes; Poeciliidae
Gene: tbk1
Product: TANK-binding kinase 1
Exons: 21
Coding region: 248-2413 (721 amino acids)
Biological process (GO): peptidyl-serine phosphorylation
Cellular component (GO): cytoplasm
Molecular function (GO): protein serine/threonine kinase activity; ATP binding
Source: RefSeq, a predicted model, not a curated record
UGCCUUGUCACCAUGGCGACAGGCGGAGAUCACGUAACCUGCUGCAGGUUCACGUUGAGCUGAUUGAGCUUCAGCUGUGAGACUUGAAGCUGAGCGCUGUUCUUAUUGUGACCUAGAGGAGUCCGGUCCGGUCCGGUCCGGUCCGGUUCGGUUCGGUUCGGUUCAACCUGAGAUGGAACAUCCUCGCCGGUUCUGAAAGCAUCUGCUCGUGGUUCCGGUUCUUCUGCAGGAUCCACCGGCCGUCAGAAUGCAGAGCACCGCCAACUACCUGUGGCUGAUCUCCGACCUCCUGGGUCAGGGCGCCACGGCCAACGUCUACCGAGGACGACACAAGAAAACAGGCGACCUGUACGCCGUCAAGGUGUUCAACAACCUGAGCUUCCUGCGGCCGCUCGACGUCCAGAUGAGAGAGUUUGAGGUUCUGAAGAAGCUGAACCACAAGAACAUUGUGAAGCUGUUCGCCGUGGAAGAAGAGACCAACGCCCGGCACAAGGUCCUGGUGAUGGAGUACUGCCCCUGCGGCAGCCUCUACACCGUCCUGGAGGAGUCCACCAACGCCUACGGCCUCCCCGAGGAUGAGUUCCUCAUCGUCCUCCAUGACGUCGUGGCAGGCAUGAACCACCUGAGGGAGUACGGCAUCGUUCACCGCGACAUCAAGCCGGGAAACAUCAUGAGGGUGAUCGGAGAGGACGGGCGCUCCGUUUACAAGCUGACGGACUUCGGUGCCGCCCGCGAGCUGGAAGACGACGAGCAGUUCCAGUCUCUGUACGGCACCGAAGAGUAUCUGCACCCAGACAUGUACGAGCGCGCCGUCCUGAGGAAGGACCACCAGAAGAAGUACGGCGCCACGGUGGACCUGUGGAGCAUCGGCGUGACGUUCUACCACGCUGCCACCGGCAGCCUCCCGUUCCGACCGUUCGAAGGACCACGCAGGAACAAGGAAGUGAUGUAUAAGAUCAUCACAGAGAAACCGUCAGGAACCAUCUCUGGCCACCAGAAGAGCGAGAACGGAAAGAUUGAGUGGAGCACCGAGAUGCCUGUGUCCUGCAGCCUGUCUAAGGGCCUCCAGAGCCUGCUGACCCCAGUUCUGGCCAACAUCCUUGAGGCGGAUCAGGAGAAGUGUUGGGGUUUCGACCAGUUCUUCGCUGAGACCAACGACAUCCUGCACCGCGCCGUGGUCUACGUCUUCAGCCUGCAGCAGGCCACGCUGCACCACGUCUACAUCCACGAAUACAACACGGCGGCGCUGUUCCAGGACCUGCUGUGCCGCAGGACCAGCAUCCCACUGCACAACCAGGAGCUUCUGUACGAGGGCCGGCGCCUUAUCCUGGAUUCCAACCGCCAGGCUAAGACGUUCCCCAAGACCUCCAGGGACAACCCAAUCAUGGUGGUGAGCCGUGAGGUCGUCGCCACCGUCGGCCUCAUCUUCGAAGACCCGAGUCCCCCAAAGGUCCAGCCGCGCUACGACCUGGACCUGGACGCCAGCUACGCAAAGACUUUUGCUGGAGAUGUGGGCCACCUGUGGAAAACCUCCGAGUCUCUGCUGGUUUAUCAGGAGCUGGUGAGGAAAGGUGUCAGAGGGCUGAUAGAGCUGAUGAAGGAAGACUACAAUGAAAUUCUGCACAAGAAGUCUGAGGUUUUCCACCUGUGCAGCAUCUGCACGCAGCAGCUGGAGAAGGCAGAGCUCCUGUUGGAGGCUCUGAUGCAGAACAACGUGCUGACCUCGGAGUACGAAGACAUGGCAGACAUGCACAAGAAGGCCCUCAGGAUCUCGGGUUCUCUGGAUCCCAUCGAGAGAACGACGCAGGAGAUCAAGAGCAAGUUCCUGCCUGGUGGGGUUCUGACCGACAGCUGGACCCAGCAGGUCGGGACGCACCCCGAGGACAGGAACGUAGAGAAGAUCAAGGUCCUGCUGGAUGCCAUCACUGCCAUCUACCAGCAAUUCAAGAAGGACAAAGCAGAACGACGUCUUCCAUACAAUGAGGAGCAGAUCCACAAGUUUGAUAAGCAGAAGUUGGUGAUCCAUGCUGGCAAAGCUCGCUCUCUGUUCACCGACGAAUGCGCCAUGAAGUACCGACUCUUCAUAUCCAAGAGCGAGGAGUGGAUGAGGAAGGUCCACCAUGUUCGGAAGCAGCUGCUCAGUUUGUCCGGUCAGCUGAUCGGCGUGGAGAAGGAGGUGACCGUGCUGCUGGACCGGGCCGUCAAGCUGCAGGAACAGCUUCCCCAGAAGGUUCUGGUUCCGAGCGUGAUGAAGGCCCAGCCGUACCUCAGCCCCAACACGCUGGUGGAGAUGACGCUGGGGAUGAAGAAGCUGAAGGAGGAGAUGGCGGGAGUCAUCAAGGAGCUGGCGGAGAACAACCACUUCCUGGAUAGGUUUGGGACUCUGACUCUGGACGGAGGGCUGAGAGGCUGACCCGGUCCGCGGCGCCGUGUACAUACGCUCUGUAAAUACUGUCUGAUUCUGACGGGUACCCGGACCCGACCUGCUGGAACCAUACAUCAGAACCGCUCUGUUGGACCCAGAACCUUCCAUCUCCUUCAUGACUCCAUUUCUCCAGAACUUCCAGCCGGACCUCCCGUUGCGCACAGAGCUGAAUGCUUGUUGAAAAUAAGACGGAACAACGAUUGAGUCGUGGUGUUUUCCUUUAAACGCUGUCAGACGCAUCACAUCAGUAUAAUCUGCCCCACAGCAUCAUGCUGCCACCGCCUGAAGGGAUUAUUGGCUGAUCCUGCAGCUCACAGUUGGCGUCACUGGAGGAUAUUACUCAUCUAGGUUUUAUUAUUUCCAUUUUAUUUUUGAUGUUUCGUUGUCACAGAACAGAAACAGCAGCGGUUUGAUCAAACAUGAUCAGACGGUAUGUUCUGAAUAUUCAUGAAAUUAACAGCAAUAAUUUGGGUAUUUAGCCUGACAAGACAAAAAUAAACAUUCUGAUCAUCAUUCAUUCAUUUAUGAUGUCACUGUUUCAAGCUAAAUGGAAGUUGGAGCUAAAUAUCUACUAUUUUUAUAUUUAGCUCUGAAUAUUUAGCAUUGUUAGCUGCGUAAAUAUCUGGUCUUUUUAGCUUAGCGCUGCUCAAUAUCUAGUUUACAAACUUCUAGUUCAGAUCUGAAUAUUUAGCUAAUAUGCUAAUUUCCUUGCCGAUCGGCGGAAGUGGACUGUCAAAAUAAAAGUACUGGUGAGAUAGAAAUGUCGCUGUUGCCUUUAAACGACUCAACUUUUAUUGGACAUGAAGAGGCAACGUGGAUCGGUUAGGAGAGAAGUUUAUUUUGGCAGGUGAAUUAGCAUAUUGGCUAAAUAUUUAGCUAGGAGCAAAAUUUAUGUCAGAUUAAAUAUGUAUCUUUAUAACUGUGAUACUAAUAAAUAUAGAAAUGUUACUUACUGUGUGUUUUUGCUCUGACAGGGUAAAUAACCCACAUUGUUGCUGUUAGUUUCUCAGUAACAAACUGCAGGCCUGGAUCAGAUCUGCUGGGUUUUAUUUCAUUUUCUGAUCUAACACCAACUGCUUCCCAGUCUCACAGGUUCUAAACAGUAAACCCAGUUUACAUGAUGGUUCUGUUAAGACAAAAGUACUUAUUGACCCAAAUAAUUCAGCUGAACAAAUCGCCAAGAACGUCCCAAUCAGACGAAGCACCCCAGGAUGUUUGGGAAGGAAUUUGGCUCAUUUUGGUGAAAGUUUGUGGCUUUAAUUGUUCAGAAAAACGUUAUAAUAAACCCAGUUAAAUGUCCAA